Cyprinodon tularosa is the source of this 1673-nucleotide messenger RNA. Its product is annotated as zinc finger protein 354C-like. Gene Ontology annotation, molecular function: RNA polymerase II cis-regulatory region sequence-specific DNA binding; DNA-binding transcription factor activity, RNA polymerase II-specific. Gene Ontology annotation, cellular component: nucleus. The coding region runs from base 156 to 1043 and encodes 295 amino acids. The record is from RefSeq and is a predicted model, not a curated record. The transcript is spliced from 2 exons. Gene Ontology annotation, biological process: regulation of transcription by RNA polymerase II. NCBI's taxonomy places the organism in Eukaryota, Metazoa, Chordata, Actinopteri, Cyprinodontiformes, Cyprinodontidae.
UUUUUAAAUGUUUAGUAAGCCUGUAACAAAAGACGAAAUAUUAAUUUAAUUACUUUGGAUCGGCCAGACAACAGAACAGCCUCCCUGCAUUAAAAAGCUGGGUUAUUGUAUUUUUUUAAAGCAUUAGUUUCCUGGCUGUGCUGGUUGGUUCCAACAUGUCGGGGAUGCAGCAGCUCAGGCUCCUGGUUAGCGAGCGGCUAACGGUGGCUGCAGAAGAGAUCUUCGGGCUCUUUGAGAAAACAAUAACGGAGUACCAGGAAGAGGCGGUCCGCUCCAAGAGAGAAAUCAUCCAGCUGAGACAGCAGAUCGAGCAGCUGACCGUCUUACAGCCCCGAGUGUCUUUGUUCAAAGAAGCAUCAGGGACCCGAAGCACGCCUCCAGCUGAAGGACAAAAUGAAAGCGGGGACCAUCGGCAGGUUAAAGAGGAGCAGCUGGAUGUCUGCAUCAUCCCAGACCUGGACACUGACUCCUCAGACAAUGUAAAAGAUUCAGCGUAUGAAUCAGAAGAAGCCCUUCAAAGUGACCCCCAUCUAUUACCGAGUGUCAGCUCCAUUACCGUGACACUAAACAGCAGAGAUAAUAGCGAAUGGAUCAGGCAGAUUGGAACAAACUCAUUACAUUGCGGUCCGAGUCCUGGCCAUGUUCCAUUAAUGCAGCUGGAACACGUCCUGGAUAGUAAGUCCUGCCGUCUGUGUGGCAUGUCCUUCAUCAGGGACUGCGACCUGAUCAGGCAUGUGGACGAGUCCCACCAGGGGCAAAAGGCCUUCAAAUGCUUCGAAUGUCACAAGGAGUUCGCCCGGAAAGAUAGUCUGACUUUGCAUUUGAGGGUUCACACGGGCGAGAAGCCGCAUAGGUGCCCCUUCUGCGAGAAAACCUUCACCCAGACUUCAAACCUCAGGGUCCACAUGAGGAAACACACAGGCGAGAAGCCGUACUACUGCAGCUCAUGUGGCAAAAUGGUGGCACACUCCUACCACCUGAAAACAUGCUUCAGACGAUCCACAGCGUCGACGGACAUCCAUGGGAGGAGGUCUUUAAACUGACUCUAUAACCUCUGAAUGAAUAAGCUGAAAGCCAUGAAACCACAUCGUCUUUGUUGAGCCAUAAUCCAUAAUAUUACCGUAGUUACUUCUGCAGAGCCCCCUCCCCCAAGACAGUGUUACAAGGCAAGCAUAUGGUCCUACCCCCCAUAGUGUUUGAGGACAGAAAAAAAACCAAACUCAGAGGAUUCCCUUCUACUUCUGUGAAGCUUUCCUGGGGUUCACAUCAGAGAUGAAGUCAUCAUGGAAGCCACCAUUAUAGCUUAUGUCCAGUUAAGUCAUGAUGGCCGAUAUCAGAACCAAAUUGCUGCAAAACAGACUGUUUGCAACAUUUCUCUUUGAGUUUCAGGAACUUCCAGAUGCUUGAAGAGAUGAAGAGAGUGGAGGAGCAGAGCUUCUUUUGAUGUGUGAGUGGUUGCAACAAAAAACUCCCUUGCUUUGGUCCUACCAUGCUAAGCUGCUCAUCUUUAACUCACUAAAGAAUGCUAAUAUAUAUCUUAAAAAUUUUUUAUGACUUUUUCUGAGACAAUGUUGAUGCUUUUUACAUUUUCUCCAUUAAACUGCUUGUCUGAGGUCAUCAUCAAACAUGCUAAGAGCAGUCUUCAAAACAUGAUUAAACCAUGUUUAUUUGCA